GUCGGGGCGGGCUCCAUGACCCGCGAGGGGCGGGGCAUGGGCGGGGCUUCCUCCUUACCGCCCCCUGGGACCCGCCUUCUUCUGCUAUUGCACUGCUAUUGGUCAGAGAAGAGGCACGUCCUCCGACCCCGGCGCGCUGAUUGGCCGCCUGAGGUGGCGGCCGGCAACUUCCGGGAGUGCCCGCGGCGGCGGCGCUCCGGCAGGGCCCCCGCCGGCACCAUGAGCACCGAGACGCUGGUGAAGGACGUGAAACCGGGGCUGAAGAACCUCAACCUCAUCUUCAUCGUGCUGGAGACGGGCCGGGUGACGAAGACGAAGGACGGGCACGAGGUGCGGACCUGCAAGGUGGCCGACAAGACGGGCAGCAUCAACAUCUCGGUGUGGGAUGAUGUGGGGAACCUCAUCCAGCCCGGCGACAUCAUCCGCCUCACCAAGGGGUACGCGUCUGUCUUCAAGGGCUGCCUGACCCUCUACACGGGGCGCGGGGGUGACCUGCAGAAGAUUGGCGAGUUCUGCAUGGUCUACUCCGAGGUGCCCAACUUCAGCGAGCCCAACCCCGAGUACGUGGCGCAGCAGUCGCAGAGCAAAGGGGCCCAGAACGAGAGCGUGAGUCCGGCUGCUUCACAAACCAGCCAGGGCCCCCCCGCAGCACCCCCAGCCCCCGACAGCCAGAACGGGAAUGGGCUGAGCCCGGGGGGCCCCGCGCACCCCCCCAGCGCUCCCGCGCACCCCCCCAGCGGCCGCAUCACCCGCAGCCAGCCCGGCCACCCCGGCCCUGCCGCCGGCCCCGUCAGCAAUGGCAAGGAGACGCGGAGGAGCAGCAAAAGAUAACGGGCUGGGACCCCCCCACGGCCCCUCUCCCUCCACUCCCCGGUACAGUUUGAGGGGGGGUCCCCGGCCCUGAGCAGCCCCCAGGGUGAGGAGGGGGCUGGCUGGGCCCCGCUGGCCCCACUCACGUGCCUCCAGGGGGGGCGAGGGUGGCCUGGGUCCCCCAGUCCUGGGCCGGCCGGGCUCGGGGGUCCCGGGCAGGACGGGGCUGAGCCGCGCGACUGCAGCCUGGCCACCCCUGGGUCUGGGGGUCCACAGCCCCCCCCCGGCUGUGCCCCCCCCCGCCCCCAGCCACCGCCUGCCCUCGUGUGUGCCAAGGCAGGCGCCUGGGACCUGUUGGGGCAGGUGUUAAUAAAAGUUGAUUAAUGAAGGCU
Messenger RNA from Falco peregrinus (peregrine falcon), 1202 nucleotides. RefSeq names its product nucleic acid binding protein 2 (gene NABP2). Bases 16 to 831 code for a protein of 271 amino acids. The transcript has 7 exons. The record is from RefSeq and is a predicted model, not a curated record. Gene Ontology annotation, biological process: double-strand break repair via homologous recombination; response to ionizing radiation; mitotic cell cycle checkpoint signaling. NCBI's taxonomy places the organism in Eukaryota, Metazoa, Chordata, Aves, Falconiformes, Falconidae. Gene Ontology annotation, molecular function: DNA binding. Gene Ontology annotation, cellular component: SOSS complex.